Blepharisma stoltei is the source of this 955-nucleotide messenger RNA. Lineage: Eukaryota; Ciliophora; Heterotrichea; Heterotrichida; Blepharismidae. The record is from the annotation of a GenBank genome assembly.
AUGGAUCUCACACUUAUUGUGCGAAAUGGCUGCUUGAGCUCGAAAAUCGUGCUUGGUGUGAAAGCUUUUAAAAGGCUUGACAUUGAAAUAGUUACAAUUGAAGAGACUCCAGAAUGGCUUUUAAAUUACAGCCCGAAUGGAGCAACACCAACACUUUUAAUUAAAACUUUCGAUGAUACGAUUGGCAUUAAUGAAAUUGUAACAAUAAUUCAAUAUUUAGACACCCUUCCAGGGCCAAAUUUAUACCCUAGACUGAUUACAGGCCAAAUUAAUCCUUUACCCCCUCCCUCCGUAAGUGAAAAUAAAAAAAUUUGGUAACUCAUGGAGAUUAAUUUUUAUUAAAAAAUUUAUAUGUAAAUUUUUAUAGUUUAAAAAAAAUUAAAUAUUAAUUUAAUUUGUAAAAUCGAUUUUUAAAAUGCAAGAUGUUUAAAAAUUAAACAGAAUUAGCUAGAGAUUCAUUUAUUCUAAUUAUACUUAUAUAUCAAAAUAUUUUUUCAUAAAAAAUUUUUUACUCGAUCACGGAGGGUGGGGUUUUGGGCAAAAAUAGGAUUUUCAAAUAGUUUUGCUCGCUCACAGAGGGGAGGAGUUAGAAAAAGCGAUAAUUGACUGCCACAUAAAAACUAAAAUCGAGGCUUUAAUAAAAAACCUAAAUGCAGUUUCACGUGAUUUUUCUAAUGAAAAACCUAAAAAAAUCGUAAAAUCAAUAGUCUCAGAAAUUGAGAAGAAUUAUUUAGAUGGUGAAGAGAGCCUUUUGCAUAAAUUCUUGUAUAGGAACGAAGUUUCUGUUGCUGACGUUAUGCUAUUCCAAAUAGUUGACUAUUUAUUUACUCAAUUAGCCCCUUCUCAUGUUGAAAUUUUAAAUGGAGUUCAGCUUAAAAAUACCUUGCCCUGGUACAACCACUUAAAAUCACAGUACUUCAAUAAACCCACGGAUGUCCAGAUAAUUCGGCUAUAA